Molecule: messenger RNA, 812 nt
Organism: Prosopis cineraria
Lineage: Eukaryota; Viridiplantae; Streptophyta; Magnoliopsida; Fabales; Fabaceae
Exons: 2
Coding region: 238-627 (129 amino acids)
Source: RefSeq, a predicted model, not a curated record
GUCGAGAACUCACAGCCAGCUUUGAGCUAUCUCCUCCCUCUCUCCCUCGCAUCAACAAGAAUGAAGCUCCUCCUCUCCCUUCUUCAAUGCCAACACUCUCUCUGACUCUGUAAGUUCGGAUUCCCCAAGGAAUAUAAAUAUCCCAUUUCCGCCAAGACUCUCCUUUCCUCCUCUUUGUUUUCUCAGCGAAAGAAUAAAUUAAAUCUAGAUCCCUAUAAAUAACCGCGUAUUUGGCUGAUGAGGUUCUUAGAAUUCGUUUUUUGGUGCGGAUCCGCCACCCGACGUUCCGAGGUUCAGAGUACAACCUCAACGCAGCCACUGGCGGAGGACGAGGGGUCGCUAGUGUCUCCCAGGACGCGCCACCGUAAGAAACGCGGAAGGCUGAUAACGGCGACAACCGCGCAGGAAUGGAGGCCAUCGCUGGGAUCUAUUUCGGAGGACCAUAUCGUGCAGGCAAGAGAGAGGGGCGAUGCCCGGAACCGCAAGGUAGAGCCGGAAAGGGAGGUUAAGAGGAGGAGCCCCGAUGCGGCUUCUAAGGUUCACCACCGUAGUUACGGCGAUGAUCACAAGAGACUUUCUGUGCCGACGGUCAUGCCAACAUUUUCUCCGACGCCGUUCAUGUUCUGAGCAAAUUUGUAUAUAACAAUACAAGAAGUUGUUUUGGUUCAGGAGAGAGAGUAUAAAUAGAUAAAUGAUGCAUAGCUUUCUGAGUGACCUAUUGUGAGAUAGACACCUUGAGCUUCUAUCAUUGAAUAUUGUUGUUCUUUCAUUUGUAAAUGAUGAAUAAAUUGAUUAAGCCCCUUUCCUCCUCC